Wasmannia auropunctata (little fire ant) is the source of this 3624-nucleotide messenger RNA. RefSeq names its product transmembrane channel-like protein 3. Bases 21 to 3317 code for a protein of 1098 amino acids. Gene Ontology annotation, molecular function: mechanosensitive monoatomic ion channel activity. Gene Ontology annotation, cellular component: plasma membrane. The record is from RefSeq and is a predicted model, not a curated record. The transcript has 18 exons. Lineage: Eukaryota; Metazoa; Arthropoda; Insecta; Hymenoptera; Formicidae.
UUAGAGCCACACCUCAGACAAUGGCUAUGCAGGUGGGUCCGUCGUCAUCCCCGUCGCAGUCGCAACGGUCGGCCAGUCGACAGUCGGUUACGUUUGGUAUUGUCGAAUGCCAGCCGGACGAAGAUCUCAUUGAAGAAGAUCAAAGGUCGCGAGGCGAACGCACGGAUACGAGAUUUCACAGCAACGAGCAGCGCAUCUCGAUCGCCGCGACAGCCAAGCAAGCGAGUCCGAGCGGAAUCUCACGGAACCCGGUGACAAUGGACAAGUCAAUCGCGGAUGGCGAGGAGAACGACAGCGAGGACGAUUACUCGGCGUCAGUUUGCGCGAUUAUGCAACAACGAAAUUCGGCACGGCGGCAGAGUCGGCGGAAGCGACGUUCGUCGUCCCCAUUCGGCGCCGACAACGUCGACGGCGUCGCGCGCCGUCGAUCCUCGGUCUACACCACGAGCUCCGGCGACACGAUAAUUUCGAUGGAAGAGAGCAGUAAUCAGGAGCAAAUCUUCGAGAAUCUCAAUCUGCACAAGGAGGUUCUGAGCGGUACAAAGCAGCAGCCUUGGCCUCUUCGGCGUAAGAUCAAACUCGUACGGCAAGCUAAAGCUUACAUCAGACGCCACGAAGGUGUUCUGCAGGAAAGACUUGCUCAAAGUCACAGCACCAAAGACGUCAUAGCACGCGUCUCACUUUUCAUGACUAAGAAGUGGCAGUAUUUCCGACGCGAGUUGAUCAAUUUGCAAACGUGGCUAAUACCUUGGGAGGUCCGUAUCAUGGAAAUAGAAUCCCAUUUCGGUUCCGCCGUCGCGUCCUACUUCAUUUUUCUGCGUUGGCUUUUCUGGAUCAAUCUCGUCAUCGCGGCAACCCUUACGGCAUUCGUUGUAAUACCUGAAGUAUUGAUUGCAGACGCGAAACUCGCCGGCGAGAGGAAGGCCAUGCUGGAUGAAGAGAAAGUCAAGUCGAAGGACCUGUUAACUUUGUGGGAAUUCGAGGGCGUGCUAAAAUACUCCCCGUUUUUUUACGGGUGGUAUACCAAUAAGGCCUCGAACAGCAAUUACAAAUUACCUCUGGCGUACUUUGUCACCAAUCUGGUCGUGUACACGUACAGCUUCGUCGCAAUUCUGCGCAAAAUGGCGGAAAAUUCACGUUUGAGUAAAUUGAUCGAAAAGGAGGACGAAUACAUUUUUUCAUGGAAACUCUUCACGGGAUGGGACUUUAUGAUCGGUAAUCCGGAAACUGCACAUAAUCGCACAGCCAGCAUCAUGCUGGGUUUCAAAGAGGCGUUACUGGAAGAAGCGGAGAAGCAAAAGGACGAGAGAAAUUGGAGAAUCAUCGCGAUGAGGAUAUUUGUGAACGUGGCGGUGCUGUCGUUACUCGCACUGUCGGCAUUUGCCGUGAUCCAGGUGGUUGAACGAAGCAAAACGGAGUCGCAAAGUUGGUGGCGGCAGAACGAGAUCACGAUUGUGAUGUCUUUGAUCUCGUACCUCUUUCCGAUACUCUUCGAGAUCCUCGGCUUGCUCGAGAGCUACCACCCCAGGAAACAGCUCCGAAUACAACUGGCGCGGAUAAUGAUCUUAAACCUGCUGAAUCUCUACUCGCUAAUAUUCGCACUAUUCCGUAAGAUAAGCUUCAUGAAACAUGAUCUCAAGCCGACAUGUGAAUAUAAAUUGAUACCAUGUGGCGACGAGCUGCAGACGCGUACGAGACGGAUUGCGACGUUGGCAUCUUUGAGUCUUAUUUUAAUAAGCAAUGACUCGCAUUCUUAUGCUGAUAAUAAGAAGGAAAUAUCGUCAAGUAUGAUCUAUUUAAAUCGAAAUACUUCCGACCGUUCUACUUUGUUCGAAAGCGAAACCACGACGUCAACAACGAUCGAGUCAGACACAAUGGAAGAUUCAUCAAAAAUCAACGAUUUUAAUUUUACCGAAGAAGCAAUAAUUUCUUCGUCGUCUUCAGACAGCGAGACGUCAUCUGUUAGGAAAUUUAACGUCACAUCUACAAUAGCCGAAACCACACCAAUUACAACGUAUAUCUCAGAAAAUAGCUCUACUUUACAAUCAAAACGUGUAAUUCCUCUCUCAAAAGGCAAUGAGGUCAGAUGCUAUGAAAAGAGUAAUUGCACUGCUACACCGCCGAAGGAAUUAAGUAUAAAAGAUCGCAGAAAACUGCGUCGAUCAUGCUGGGAAACUAUGUUCGGACAAGAGCUCGCCAAGCUCACUGUCAUGGAUUUGAUACUUACCAUAUUAGCUACUCUCAGCAUGGAUUUCUUCCGCGCCGUUUUCGUACGUUUUAUGAACAACUGCUGGUGCUGGGAUCUGGAGAAACAAUUUCCACAAUACGGUGACUUCAAGAUAGCAGAAAACAUCCUCCAUUUAGUGAACAAUCAAGGCAUGGUUUGGAUGGGAAUGUUUUUCAGUCCCGGUUUAACGGCACUGAAUCUCUUCAAGCUCGGCGUUCUGAUGUAUUUACGUUCUUGGGCGGUUCUCACGUGCAACGUACCCCACGAGGUGGUCUUCAGAGCCUCCAGGUCUAACAAUUUCUACUUCGCACUGUUACUGACUAUGCUAUUUUUGUGCGUGCUGCCGGUCGGUUACGCUAUAGUCUGGGUCGAGCCUUCUUGGUUCUGCGGCCCAUUUUCUGAUUAUCCAAAGAUUUAUAAUUUAGCGACGCAAAGCUUGAUAAAUCCGCUUCCGAAGCUGAUUCAACGAUGUCUCGAUUAUGUCGCAUCGCCUGGUAUAGUGAUACCAUUGAUUGUUCUCAUGACGUUGAUUAUUUAUUACAUGGCAUCUCUCGCUGGAUCUUUACGAGAAGCGAAUAACGAUCUAAAGAUACAGCUACAACGCGAGCGUACUGAAGAACGUCGAAAAUUGUUCAAAAUAGCGGAGAAGAGGCAUACCAUGGCCGAGACUCCGUUGUCGAGAUGGAAAAAGAUUCUGCCGGCGUUGCCACAAACUAGACUAUCUCAAAAUUCCGAAACAGUUCAAAAAGAUAACGUACAGAUCACGAUUGGGAAUGUGAAUACAGUUGUAGAUACAGUUGUGGAGAAACGACUGACGAACGACAUCGAAGAAGAUUCACGGCAGAAUCAGGUAUUGUCCAAUCAUGACAACGAGCAACGAGCUGAAGAACAGGACGAUUUAAUAUUAAAUGAUACAUCUUCCAACAGAAGCAGGCCGAUAAGCGUCGUCGGAUGUUCUUGGGACUCGCCGUCAAGCGGGCGAAGUGUUAUCUUACCGGAAAUCCAAGUAAACGACGAAGAAAAUAUAUCCGACGUUUACGGAAAUGUAGAAUUGGGUGACUUGCCUGAAGACGAUCAUGAAGUAACGUAACGAAUCGAGUGUAAUAAAUAAGAAAUUAUUUAAAAAAAUAAUAUAUAAUUAGUAGUUUUCAUGAUCCAUUCAAUUUCGCAAGAAUCUGAGUGAGAAUAUCAAAAUAUUCAUUUUUUACUAGUCUGUAAAAAAAUAUGCACUAAAAGUCUCCAUAGAAUUCUUUUUAAAAUAUUAUAAAUUGAAAUUAUAGAUUAGUGUAUCUAAUAAUCAUUCCUUAAACGUGGAAGCGCGCGCUUUCUAUUCAUAUUGCGCUUACCAUUACGAUUGUAGAUUUUCUGAAAUAUAAAAUUCGUAGACUUUCUGAUUA